Messenger RNA from Callorhinus ursinus (northern fur seal), 993 nucleotides. The record is from RefSeq and is a predicted model, not a curated record. NCBI's taxonomy places the organism in Eukaryota, Metazoa, Chordata, Mammalia, Carnivora, Otariidae.
AUGAAGCCUGGAGAGGCCAUUAGCCUUAACCGUGCUCCCGAAAACUACGUGGGCGGGUACACGGGUGGAGGCGGCAGGCGGUGCAAGUGCGGCCCUCCAGGUGCGGGCCCCCAGCGCCGCUCGCGGCCCCGGGACCCAGCAGGGAAGCCCUGGCGCCCAGGACUCCGAGGAGCGGGGCCGCAGGACCGCCGUCGGCUCCCGCGUCGUCACUUCCGGCGCGUCGCUUCCGGGAGCACUUCCGCCCGAGGCUCGGCCCGCCCCCCGGCCCGGCGGUCGCGCAGAGCGGGGCGGAGGGACGAUGGCCGCCCCACGUCGUGCGGCUCAGCUCCGAGCCCCGCUGUUGGGGAGGGCCCUGAGGCGACCCUUGCCGCCGGCGCAGAGCCAGCCCCUGGGUGGGCGCCCAGUCCGCGGCUGCGAGCGGCCCGCGAGUCAGCGAUGCUCGCAGGCGGAGGCCCCGGGAGUCCCCCGCGCCCGCCGGAUGCGCACGGAGACCCCGCGCUGGCUGUCGUCCCGCGGCCCUGCUGCGACCGCCCGGCCGGCCUGUUCCCGGCCCCCUCCUACGAGAAGCCCCCUGGUCCACCCCCAUGGCCUUUGCGCUCGCCGUGCUGCCCGCGUCCCCAGGCUGACCCCUCCUCUGAGAGGCCCCUCGCCUUUCGGCGGCCCCCGCCUCUCUGGUCUGAAGGCGCGGCCCGCGUGGGGCGCGCCCGUGUCCGCCCUCCCUGGCUGCCGGGGCCCAGCGGGGGAGGUGGGGUCAGCACUGGGGGCGCGGGCUGUGUUCUCGGUCCCCGGGGCUUCUCGCGCUGUAAGCCCCUGGACCCAGGCGCCCCCGAGGCGGGCACGACCCUGGAGCGGAACCAGCACCUGCUGCACCCCGGAAGCCUGGUGGCUGCCUCCGUGUGGGUGGAAGGAGGAAAAGUGCAGCGCCCCCCGCGCAGAAAGAGAAAGCUCCUGGUCACCCAGGGCCAGAUGCGGCCCUGCAUCCCACUGCUGUAG